Molecule: messenger RNA, 3124 nt
Organism: Bufo gargarizans (Asiatic toad)
Lineage: Eukaryota; Metazoa; Chordata; Amphibia; Anura; Bufonidae
Gene: PLA2G7
Product: phospholipase A2 group VII
Exons: 12
Coding region: 167-1483 (438 amino acids)
Molecular function (GO): 1-alkyl-2-acetylglycerophosphocholine esterase activity
Source: RefSeq, a predicted model, not a curated record
AACAAAGGGCACUAGCCCUGCCGGAGUCAGCUGGAGGCUCACAGCACAAUGCUGCUGCAGCAGUGAGGGAGGCCGACAGGAUCACAGCCACCGCUCGCAGGAGCGUCCGUGGUCCUGGCACUUUACAAUUUCUGAUAAGGGCGACUCUGUGAAGAGUGUGUUUGGAAUGGCCCAUGUCACAAGGUGGUCACAAGCUUUGGUCAGUGCCUGUCGAAUCCUUCAAAUGGCUCAAAAGUCUCCAGCCACCCACUUUUUGACGCACAAGGUACCACGGACCAUGGGGAGUUACAGCAGUGUCCAAUUCUGUGGGAUGCCCCAAGGGAAAGGACCCCAUGCCGUGGGCUGUACUGACCUGAUGAGCGACCACACCAUUCAGGGAAGCUUCCUCCGGUUAUUUUACCCAUGCGUGGACGGCGAUGAGUAUGAAGAGGCCACUUGGAUCCCCAGGAGAGAGUACUACCGGGGACUGGCAGACACGUUAAAGCUCAACCGCACUAUAGUGGAUUUCAUCCUCAGUUAUUAUUUCGGUUCCGUCAAGUGUCCUGCAAAGCUGAAUGCACCUUUCAAGUCAGGAGAGAAGUAUCCUUUGGUUGUGUUCUCCCACGGCCUUGGAGCUUUCAGGACCUUGUAUUCUGCCUUCUGUAUUGGGUUGGCCUCUCAGGGAUUUGUAGUUGCUGCAGUGGAGCACAGAGAUGAAUCUGCGUCUGCCACCUUUUACUUGCGGGAGCACUCCUCCGCUGACAGCAGUGAGCAAGAUGACUCGCGUGAACCUUUGGAGGAGGUCUGGAUUUACAACAAGGCUCCACCGGCGGGAGAAGACGAGUUUCCUCUCCGAUUUGAGCAGGUCCAGAAACGAACACAUGAAUGUUUACAAGCCUUGGACCUCCUGCUAGACAUCAAUGCUGGAAAACCAGUCAAUAACGCAUUGCCAUCCAACUUCAACUGGUUGUUAUUAAAGGAUUCUAUUGAUGUUCAAAAAGUAGCAGUGGCGGGACAUUCUUUUGGUGCAGCAACAGCAAUCAAAGCUCUUGGUAGAGACUCACGGUUUAGGUGUGGUGUUGCACUGGAUGCCUGGAUGUACUCUCUGAGAGAGGAGUUAUUUUCUACUGUUCAUCAGCCCGUUAUAUUUGUGAACUCUGAGAAAUUCCAGUGGGUGGAUAACAUUCUACUCAUGAAGAAGAUGAAUUCCACUAGCGUGGAGAGGAAGAUGAUCACCAUCAAGGGCAGCGUCCACCAGAGCUUCCCAGACUUCACCUUUCUGACCGGUUACCUGAUUGGGAAAAUAUUCAAGCUGAAAGGAGAGAUUGAUCCGUACGUGGGGAUGGACAUCAUUAUUAACGUUACAUUAGCCUUCCUACAGCGGCAUCUAGGGAUCCAGAAAGAUUUUAACCAGUGGGACCCUCUCAUUGAUGGAAAAGGAGAAUUUGUCAUUCCUGGCACCAACCUUGAUCUACCUCCAGCACAUUCUAAAGCCUCCAAGUGACACUUGCAGAAAUGCCCAAGUACCAGUGUUGUACAGUAACUUGCCUGCCAUCAAAGGACACAAGAGUUGCAAGUCUGUACCUCAUACAUGGAUGACACAUUAUAAAAUUUCAGGACAUAAGAGGCGCGACUCUGUUCCUCAUACAUGGAUAGCACAUUAUAUCACAGGGCGUGAGAGGCGUCGGCCUGUACCUUAUACAUGAAGAAAGUAUUAUUACAUCACAGGAUGUGAGAGGCGCACUGCCCGGAUAGCACAUGAUGAUAUCACAGGUCGUGGGAGGCGCAGACCUCUACCUCAUACAUGGAUGACACAGUAUUUAAUCAUGGGCCUCUACCUCAUACAUUGAGGACACAUCAUUACAUCACAGAUGGUGAGAGGUGCAGUGGGACACAUUUAUUCAUUUUCGAAUAGAUAUUGACUGAAAUAUGUUCUGGAUUUCUUUAGAACUUUUCUACUUUCUGGAUGGUUAUGCACUGUGGUGUCUUAAGUUUUACAACUGGAUAGGCGUAGAAGUGUGUGAUCCCCAUAAUUUUCUAUAAGUCACAGUUUUUAUGAUCCUGGCAGCCAGUAUACACUUGACGCAGAUGAAAGUUACCUGCUACAAUCAGUAAUACUGCACUGUGUCAUUUAGAGUGUAUAGUAAUCUGCAAUCUACCCUCGGUCUCUGCAAAGGAUCAAGGUGCUGCUCGCUCCCUCCCCCGUGUCUUACGGUGCAGCUCAGCUUUGCAAGACGGGCUGCUGUGUUUGAGCAGGAGCUCAGCAGUGCAUGGAGAGACCAUUUCCAUUACAUCAGGGAUCUGAUGAUUUAAAAAAGUACAUAUAAUGAAGAAAAUGAGGCUCCAUGAAGCAGGAGUCUGGAGAUCUGAUUUAUGACCUGACAACGGAGAACUGGCAGAAGCAACAGGAUACUGCAGAAGACCUGGUGCUCUCAAUAAUGAACAUAUCACAGAUUUAUGAAUAAUUGAUAAAAUACACUACUGUCUCCAUGGCUGCACCACUAGCAACUCAUGGCCGAAACCAGAGAUGUCUAUGGUUGUCUUUUACUGAAUGAUUUUGCACUUGGAGCUUUUAAUGGAAAAAUUAACUAUUUUUAUAGAUGAUGUUACAUAAUGCAUUCAACACCUGCAGUCUAGCAGGAAGAGGAGUAUUAGGGGCCGUUCACACAAGUGCAGAUUUCAGAACAGAAAGUCUGUGGUUUUUCAUGCGGAUUUUACACAGAUCUUGCCCUUUCAUUAAAAAGGGUGGAAUUGGCACCAAAAAUCACCCAAACAAUUGUCAUGCUGUGGAUUUAUAAAUCCACACGAAGGAAAAAAAAUCUAAGUGUACCAGAGAUUUGUGAAAUUUCAUAAAUUUUGCUAGUACUGCAUUACGCUGUGUUUUUUUGGGGGGUUUUUCCUCGCAGGUACCCAUGGAGUGCACUCUCACGCUGCGGCUUUUGUUGCAGAAAUUUCCGCGACUGAAAUUCCCCUGAUUUGGGCUUGCGGAGAUCCAUAUGCUCGCCACCCCAUUCAAGUGAAUGGAACUGAUUUUCAGUAGCAGAAAUUUCUGCAACAAAAGCCGCAGCGUGUGAAGGCGCCCCAAAGGUACCUGCACACAAGUGCUGAUUUCAAAAUAAAAUAAAAAAAUCUGUUGUUUUUUGCA